AUGGUACUGUUUCGGAUGCUUGUGUUAGCCAUGUGCUCAGUAAAUGCAUUCGCGCGAAAAUCGAACGUAAUAAACAGUACAUGUUCAGAAUACUGUGGGGAAGUAAGCAUUCCAUACCCUUUUGGAAUCGGAAAUGGUUGCUACGUCGGAGAGUGGUUUGAGAUAGUCUGCAGAUCAUCAAAUGACUCUUAUGAUCUGGGAUUUCCAAAACCAUUUUUGAAGAGCUUCGACCUGGAGAUGCUGGAGAUUGACCUUGUAGGCAAAGUUCGCGUCAACUAUACCAUUUUUUCGAGCUGUACCAAUGGCACGAGCAGCAAAAAUCAUCUGGAGUUAGACAAAAGUCCUUUCGUCUUCUCCGACAACAAAAACAGCUUCGUUGUCAUGGGUUGCAACAACUCUGCCUCGUUGCGGUCCUUGUUCCAUAAUGACUCGAAUUCCUUUGACGGUGGGUGCGAGUCUUCUUGUGACAAGGAUCCAUUCAUAAAUGGAAGUCGUUGCUACGCCACAAACUGUUGCCAAACCACAAUCCCUUCUCAUGAUCUCCAAGUAUUCUCUACAACAAUAGAGACGAAAGGUUCCGGCCGCCACAAUAUUAGUGGAUGUAAGUACGCAUUUAUGGUUGACCAGGAUUGGUUUGAGACCAUAUUCACAGAGCCGAGUCCAAAUAUGUCCGUUCCAGUGAUAUUGGAAUGGGGGCUUGACAAUACUUCUUUCUAUUAUCUUCCCACAAGGAAAAACUCGACGGCAAGGGAAUACGCGAACUCAACGGCCUAUUCUUGUACUCGUUGGAGCACGAGGAGGAUAUACAAUGAUACCAUUACUGUUUGGAUCAAUACCACCUGGAACUGGAAGUGUGGGUGCCGGCAUGGCUACAGAGGAAAUCCGUAUCUUCUUGGAGGAUGUCGAGAUGUCAACGAAUUAUGUGAAAAUAUGGAUGGGUCCUAUUACACUUGUUUCGAGCCUCCGAGGUCUGAUGAUCAGCAAAUGAGUGCCAUCAUUAUAGGUAUUAGUACAAGCUUUGGGGUAUUAUGUUUGCUUUUUGGUGGAUGGUGGUCACACAAACUUAUAAGGAAAAGGAAGAUGAUUAAACAAAAAGAGAAGUUCUUCAAACGAAAUGGUGGACUAUUGUUACAACAACAACUAUCUUCAAGUGAUCAUGUCAAUGUUGAGAACAACAAAUUGUUUAUCAUCUACUGGUUUCAAAAGUCUUAG
Molecule: messenger RNA, 1212 nt
Organism: Juglans microcarpa x Juglans regia
Lineage: Eukaryota; Viridiplantae; Streptophyta; Magnoliopsida; Fagales; Juglandaceae
Product: wall-associated receptor kinase-like 8
Exons: 3
Coding region: 1-1212 (403 amino acids)
Cellular component (GO): membrane
Molecular function (GO): polysaccharide binding; protein serine/threonine kinase activity
Source: RefSeq, a predicted model, not a curated record